Messenger RNA from Rubroshorea leprosula, 543 nucleotides. Lineage: Eukaryota; Viridiplantae; Streptophyta; Magnoliopsida; Malvales; Dipterocarpaceae. The record is from the annotation of a GenBank genome assembly.
GCUAGUGGGGGAGGUUACAAACGCUAGCACAUGUUGACAUGUUCGUGAUAGGACCGGUUCGCUCGUGGCCCUACUAGUGGGGAUUAUACACUAGUAACUUGUUUGCCUACCAGUGGGAACUGGCCAUGACUAAUAGAGGAGACCACUACGUGAUUUUACUUGCAUUAAUGAUUUGUUAUUGAAACACUUUGUUCUUGAAACACUCUAUUCUUGAAAUGCUCUGUUCAUGUUUCAACCGAUUAUUUGGCAUGCUUUAUACUUGAUGUCGGGCCCCCAUGUUUACUUACUGAGAUAUUUUUGUCUCACGGUUUCCUUGUCCACCAUUUCAGGUAGUGAGACCCGACGCGUGGGAAGCCCGGGAGAGUGACGAGCUAGACGGCCAGGCAUUUUUGGAGUUAGUUCUGUAGCUAGGCCGUUAGUCACCCAUGCGGAUUUAGGACUUUUGUGUACAGGAUUUAGUGUUAGUCAUGAUUGUAUAUAUAAAGUGAUAAAUUUUGUACAUUCGCUGGUAACUAUUUGGUAAAGUAAAAAGGCUUAGAUCUG